AUGCACCGCUCACUCCGCGCCUGCCGCCGCCUGGGCUGCUCCGCCGGCCUCCUCGCGCGCCAGCCGCCCCUGCGCGCCGCCGCUCGCUGGGGCCCGCCACCGCCGCGCGCCGCCAUGUCCACUCAAGAGGCUUUUAGGAUAGAAUAUGAUACCUUUGGUGAACUGAAGGUCCCAAGUGACAAAUACUAUGGUGCCCAGACUGUAAGAUCUACAAUGAACUUCAAGAUUGGAGGUGUUUCAGAAAGAAUGCCGGUUCAAGUUAUAAGGGCUUUUGGCAUCUUGAAGAGAGCAGCUGCUGAAGUAAAUCAAGAUUAUGGUCUCGACCCAAAGAUUGCUAAUGCUAUCGUAAAGGCGGCAAAUGAGGUAGCUGAAGGAAAAUUAAAUGAUCACUUUCCAUUGGUGGUGUGGCAGACUGGGUCCGGAACUCAAACCAAUAUGAAUGUCAAUGAAGUCAUCAGCAAUAGAGCCAUUGAGAUAAUGGGGGGUGAACUGGGGAGCAAAAACCCAGUACAUCCAAAUGAUCAUGUUAACAAAAGCCAGAGUUCAAAUGACACUUUCCCAACGGCAAUGCAUAUUGCUGCUGCCCAGGAGGUUAACGAGGUGUUGUUACCUGGACUAAAGAAGCUACAGAAUGCACUUGAAGCGAAAUCCAAAGAGUUUUCCCAAAUCAUAAAAAUAGGGCGCACUCAUACCCAAGAUGCUGUUCCACUUACGCUUGGACAGGAAUUUAGUGGCUAUGUGCAACAAAUUAAAUAUGGUGUGGCUAGGAUUGAGUCAACCAUGCCAAGAGUGUAUCAGCUGGCAGCUGGCGGGACUGCAGUUGGUACAGGAUUAAACACAAGAAUUGGCUUUGCUGAGAAAGUUGCUGCUAAAGUGGCUGAACUGACAGGUUUGCCUUUUGUCACUGCUCCAAAUAAGUUUGAAGCUCUUGCAGCUCAUGAUGCUCUAGUUGAACUCAGUGGAGCUAUGAACACAGUGGCAUGUAGUCUGAUGAAAAUAGCUAAUGAUAUUCGUUUCCUGGGUUCUGGACCACGCUCUGGACUAGGAGAACUCAUCCUGCCUGAAAAUGAACCAGGAAGCAGCAUCAUGCCAGGAAAAGUGAACCCUACCCAGUGUGAAGCUGUAACCAUGGUGGCAGCCCAAGUUAUGGGAAACCAUGUUGCUGUUACUGUAGGAGGUAGCAAUGGACACUUUGAACUGAAUGUUUUUAAGCCCAUGAUGAUAAAAAAUGUUUUAAACUCUGCAAGACUUCUUGGAGAUGUUUGUGUUUCUUUCACUGACAACUGUAUAGUUGGAAUCCAAGCCAACACGGACAGGAUCAACAAACUCAUGAGUGAAUCCCUGAUGUUGGUAACAGCACUUAAUCCGCAUAUAGGAUAUGAUAAAGCAGCCAAGAUCGCCAAAACGGCGCACAAAGAAGGGACGACGUUAAAAGAAGCUGCUGUAAAGCUGGGGUUCCUUACCUCGGACCAGUUUGAUCAGUGGGUGAAGCCUAAAGAUAUGUUAGGGCCUCAGUAACUUCUCUACAAAGAAAAAGAAGUGUUCAUAACAUAAAAAAUAAAUAAAAGAAAGCAAAUACGA
This is a messenger RNA of Gavia stellata (red-throated loon), 1581 nucleotides long. It is a transcript of the gene FH, whose product is annotated as fumarate hydratase. The record is from RefSeq and is a predicted model, not a curated record. Lineage: Eukaryota; Metazoa; Chordata; Aves; Gaviiformes; Gaviidae. Gene Ontology annotation, biological process: fumarate metabolic process; malate metabolic process; tricarboxylic acid cycle. Gene Ontology annotation, molecular function: fumarate hydratase activity. The transcript has 10 exons. Gene Ontology annotation, cellular component: mitochondrion; tricarboxylic acid cycle heteromeric enzyme complex. The coding region runs from base 1 to 1518 and encodes 505 amino acids.